AUGACUCGUCCGGCUGAGCAAAUUGAACGCACUGGGACGAUCGACUGGCCAAAGCUUGCAACCCUAGCAAUCUGGAUUUACAACUCGUCGCUGAAUAAAGAACUUAACGGCGGCUAUAAGGGCAUUCACUCUCAAGAGUUGUUUAUGUCAAUAGUAAUAAUUGCAUUUUCCAACUGUCUGACCACCUCGAUCGAAGUGGACACUCUCCAGGAUCCAGCUCAAACGGAAAUUCGAUUGAAAUCAAUUACACGGGAGAAGGCCACCGCAAAGUGGAAUCAUCUUUUCUCUCCCUUUUGUCUCAAAAAGGCGAAUAAGAUUGCUAGUUUUUAUCGCACCAGUAUGUACGGUGAGGUUGUGGAACAGUGGCUGAGAAGACUAUUCUACGACAUAAUGUUGGUUGAUGGCUCGGACACAAGGGCCCCAAUUACUCCCCUAAUGAAAACUUCCCUAACUACUUCUCCGAAUGUUCCCUUAUCGUACAAUACCUAUCACGACCAGCCUGAUCCCAAUGGCGCGGCCGGUUAUUCUCAGCAGUAUAAUACGGACCAGUAUCAAUCAACUGUAUACCCUCUAGUACCCCAUUCCUUCAAUACGAACAACGAUCGGAACUCGGAUGCGUCAUACCGUCCGCCACCUCUGACAGCGCAAACUUCAUGGGCUCCUACCUUCGAUGCUGCAUCAUCAUCGAGGCGGCUUGGAAAUACAAGGCAUAUGGGAGCUGAGGAAGGAUCGAGAGAUGGAUAUUGGGGGAGUUUAGGAUUACGCUCUAACUCGAUUAGUAGUAGCAUUACGGAUACCUCGAGCUUAAGUAGUCUAUCCAGUGGGGAUAGAGCUACCAACUUCCAUGAUCCCAACGCAUAUCCAAUGCAUUCGUACGACCCCGGCCUUUCACAAGGGUACCAAUAUCCGGGUGACGCAUACGCGUACCCAGCUCCUUACCUGUCAUUCACAAAUCCAUUUCCAGAAACCUACCCCACCAGCCA
Molecule: messenger RNA, 983 nt
Organism: Acaulospora colombiana
Lineage: Eukaryota; Fungi; Glomeromycota; Glomeromycetes; Diversisporales; Acaulosporaceae
Source: the annotation of a GenBank genome assembly